UUUGCAACCAGCUAUGCUUGUUUAUCACUGUUUAUUUAUCUUCCUAGAGACAAUCAAGAUGGUAUGCAGUUUUGUUUUCGAAAGGCAAAUGCGCUAUUGUGUGCGUAUCUGCUCGCGGAUACAAUUUUCAGGUGUCAAAAUGUGCCGCGUAACUUCUGGUUCAUGAUGAUGCACCACGCAGUGGGUCUACUGAUAGGCCAGUCCUCGAUGUACGAUAAUAACUGGCCCAUUCCCAAACUGGUAUUCCUGGCUAUGGAAACAGCCAACCCCUACAUCAAUGUGCGAUUCAUGAUUCUCGCAUUGGGAAUCUCCAAACAAUCAAUUGUCUACAAAGCAGUCUCGACUGGCAUGUUCAUAACAUUCUUCUGCAGCCGCAUUAUCCCCUUACCCUGGAUGCUCUACUGGCAACUGGACCUCAUAGCCCACGACCCAAAAUCACAGACUGGGUUUCAUGUCGCCACAACUACCUUGUACUUCGCAAUAAGUUGCAUGAACUUAUUUUGGUUUCAUAAAAUGAUUGUCGGCAUGUAUGCGCUAAUAAGAAACAAAGAUCACAGCGAUUUGUGA
Messenger RNA from Symsagittifera roscoffensis, 567 nucleotides. RefSeq lists its product as uncharacterized. The record is from RefSeq and is a predicted model, not a curated record. The transcript is spliced from 3 exons. Gene Ontology annotation, cellular component: endoplasmic reticulum; membrane. Lineage: Eukaryota; Metazoa; Xenacoelomorpha; Acoela; Convolutidae. Gene Ontology annotation, biological process: lipid homeostasis. Bases 64 to 567 code for a protein of 167 amino acids.